Messenger RNA from Monodelphis domestica (gray short-tailed opossum), 5277 nucleotides. RefSeq lists its product as uncharacterized. Gene Ontology annotation, molecular function: RNA polymerase II cis-regulatory region sequence-specific DNA binding; DNA-binding transcription activator activity, RNA polymerase II-specific. Gene Ontology annotation, biological process: regulation of transcription by RNA polymerase II. Gene Ontology annotation, cellular component: nucleus. The record is from RefSeq and is a predicted model, not a curated record. NCBI's taxonomy places the organism in Eukaryota, Metazoa, Chordata, Mammalia, Didelphimorphia, Didelphidae.
GGGAGGGACCUAAAAGGAUGGAGGGAGGAAGGCGCCCGCUCACAUGAUUUCCGCUUCCUCCUCCCUUUCCUCGUGCUGCUUCUGGGUCCUCCGAUUCGUUUCUGAGCUCGGGGAGAUGCCAAGGAAGAUAAGGGCGAAGCCGCGGCUGAGCUGGGAGCAAUCAGUGACCUUCAAGGAUGUGGCUGUGGACUUCACUCAGGAAGAAUGGGAUUACUUGGAUCCUUCUCAAAAAGAGUUGUAUAGGGAAGUGAUGCAGGAGAACUAUAAAAACCUGGUCUGCUUAGGACUUGCAGUUUCCCAGCCAGAUGUCAUUUACCAUCUAGAACAAGGGAGAGUGCCAUGGAGGGCAGAAGAAGGAAUUCUAAGAUGGAGUUGCCCAGUUUUAAUUACCAAACCUGAAACAAAGAGAUCACCUCCUAAUCUGGGUAUUUACAUACAACAGUCAGCCCAAGAAGGGUUCAUAAGGCAUGAUCAUUAUUCCUCCAAGAAAAUUUCUACUGAAGAGAAAUCCCAUAAAUGUAGUGAAUGUGGGAAGACCUUUGGUAAUAAGUCAGCGCUUUCUCAACAUCAGCUUGUUCAUACUGGAGAAAAACCUUAUGAAUGCAUUGAAUGUGGGAAGGCCUUUUCCCGGAAGGCAGGAUUUAUUCAACAUCAGCGUAUUCAUACUGGUGAGAAAACAUAUCAGUGUGUUGAAUGUGGAAAAUCCUUCUCUUGGAAUGGAGAACUUACUCAGCAUCAGCGUAUUCAUACUGGAGAAAAACCUUAUGAAUGUAAUGAAUGUGAGAAGACUUUCCGACAGAGCACACAGCUUACUCAACAUCAGCAUGUUCAUACUGGAGAGAAACCUUAUAAAUGUAAUGAAUGUGGGAAGGCCUUUCGUCUGAGCACACAGCUUACCAGACAUCAUACAAUUCACACUGGAGAGAAACCUUAUGAAUGCAAUGAAUGUGGAAAGGCCUUCCGCCAGGGCACACAGCUUACUCAACAUCAAUGUAUUCAUACGGGAGAGAAACCUCAUAAGUGCAAUGAAUGUGGAAAGGCCUUCCUUCAGAACAUGCAGCUUACUAUACAUCAGAAGAGUCAUGCUAGAGAAGAAUCUUAUGAAUGUAGAAAAUGCGGGAAGACCUUCUCCCAAAAGGCAGAAUUUACUCUACAUAAAUGUAUUCAUUUAGGAAAGAAAUCUUAUGAAUGCAAUGAAUGUGGGAAGGCCUUUCACCUGAACACUCUACUUACACAGCAUCUGUAUGUUCAUAGUGGUGAGAAACCUUUUGAAUGUAAUAAAUGUAGGAAGUCCUUCCACCGAAGAGCAUUGCUUAUUCAACAUCAACGUAUUCAUACUAGAGAGAAACUUUAUGAAUGUGUCAAAUGUAGAAAGACGUUCUCUUGGAGUGGAGAACUUGUACAGCACCAGUGUAUUCAUACUGGAGAGAAACCUUACAAAUGUAACGAAUGUGGGAAGGCCUUCCAAGAGAGCACUCAGCUUAGUCAACAUCAGCAUAUUCAUACUGGACAGAAACCUUAUGAAUGUAAUGAAUGUGGGAAGACCUUCCGCCUGAGCACAAUGCUUAAUCAACAUCAGAGAAUUCAUACAGGAGAGAAACCUUAUGAAUGCAUUACGUGUGGGAAAACCUUCCAACAGAGCACACAGCUUGCUAGGCAUCAGAAAAUUCAUACUGGAGAGAGAUCUUAUGAAUGUGGUGAAUGUGAGAAAGCAUUCUCUCAGAAGGCAGAACUUGCUAUACAUAAACGUAUUCAUACUGGAGAGAAACCUUAUGAAUGUAAUGAAUGUGGAAAGGCCUUCCGCCUGAGCACACUGUUGAAUCGGCAUCAGCGUAUUCACACUGGAGAAAAACCUUAUGAAUGCAGUGAGUGCAGGAAGACCUUCCGCCUGAGCACACAGCUUAUUAGACAUAAGAGAAUUCAUACUGGAGAGAAACCCUAUAAAUGUAAUGAAUGUGGAAAGGCCUUCCGUCUGAGAGUACUACUUAUUCAGCAUCAUAAUAUCCAUACAGGAAAGAAACCUUAUGAAUGUAAUGAAUGCGGGAAGGCCUUCCGACAAAGAACACUGCUCACUAGACAUCAGAGAAUUCAUACAGGGGAAAAACCUUAUGAGUGCAAUGAAUGUGGGAAGACUUUCAGCCAGAGUGCACAUCUUGCCCAACAUCAGACAAUUCAUACUGGGGAGAAACCUUAUGAAUGUAAGGAAUGUGGAAAAGCCUUCCGCCUGAAUGCAUUGCUUAUUCAACAUCACCAUGUUCACACUGGAGAGAAACCUCAUAAAUGCAAUGAAUGUGGAAAGGCUUUUCAUAAGAGCAUGCAGCUUAGUAGACAUCAGUGCCCAGGAAGAAAUUAAUGAAUAUAAUAAUCACAGGUAGCCCUGUAAUAGUCUAUCAUCUCUUACCACAUGAUUCAUACUAAAAUAAACCGUAUGAAUGUUAACAAGGGGAAAAGACUUUCAUUUGAGCAAAUAUCUUCAUCAAUGUAAUAGAAUUUAUAUUGAAGGUAAACUAUAUGAAUGCUGUAACACUUUCAUCUAUAACACAUACACCUGAAGCCUCUCUAACCUCUUCAAGGAGUGGGUUUCUCAAAUGUAUAAUAUGUCUCUGCUAUAUAAGAAUCUGGCCCCACUUGUCAGUCAGACACAGAUCCCUUUUAUUGGAAAAGAAAUGCCAUUUAUUUAUAUUGGGUUAUGUCACUGUGAUCUUGAAUGUCCUAAAGGAAUCCUUGGUGUCAACAAGAAGAUUAGCACUAUGGAUCUGGCAUAUAUUAUGUAUGUAUGUAUGUUUAUACUUGACCAAAAAAGAUAGAGUGGUAGCACUGAUUGGGUCCAGCUCUAUAUUAUUUAAUCUCUUGACUGUACUGAAGGUACCAAAUUGAGUCAACACCUUUGAAGAAGUUUGUCUCUUCUGUAGAAAUUUUCAGGAACAUAAUGGCCAGAGGUGGCAAAAAGUAACAAAGAAACACUGAGAUUCCACCUCAAAAGCAGAUAUAAAGAAUUAAAAUUUUAGUGACUCUUUAAUGCCUAAAUAAUAACAGGAUCCUCUGAGGAAGAAAUUUGGCAUAGAGCUGAUGUGUUCUCAUUGCAGAAGUAGGAUGAGGGAGGAAGAUAUGAUCAAAGAGCAAGGAACCCUGACCUCCUCAGUGACUCCUGACUUUUUCAAGAAUGGUCUUGAAAAGUUGCCUCAUAUGAGAUGGAAAACAUCAAAAACUAGUUGAAAGAACUAUAAAGUCAAAAUUUUAAUGGAGUCCUACAAAAAGUAGUCCUCUAAAAGAAGAUUGAAAGGGACAAAUGAGGUGGCUUAGUAGAUACAGGGAGCCAGUCCUGAAGACAGGAGAUCCUGGGUCCAAAUAUGGCUUCAUACACUUCCUAGCUGUGUGAUCCUGGGCACUAAACUCCAGUUGCCUGCCUCCUCUUUUUCUAAUGCCUUGGAACUGAUACUAUUCAUUUUAAGACAAUGUAAGGAGUUGAUUUUUUUUUAAAGAAGAUUGAAGAUUGGAGAAUGCAUGUACUGUUGAACUUCAAAGGGAAAAAAGAGAAGUAAAAUGGAUCAGCAAGCAAUAUCAUGAGCUCAAGAUGCUCAGAAUGUGGCAGUUAAUAUCAGAACUUUGCAAAGAACUAUGCCAUCAUUGCUAAAUCUCUCAAUUAUCUGGUUGGGCUUAUAGUUAAGAUGAAUAGAGAGGACCAAAAAUAUCACAAUGUGGCAACAUUUAUUUGGAUCUUGUUGGGAUGAGAAAUAUGAGCAGACAUUCAAAAACUUAGUUAUGAUUCAUACCCUGAUCUUUGCAUUUGCAAAUCCAAGGAAAUUCUUUUGAGUUACAUAAUGAUGCCACCCUGAAAGUCUAGGGAAUCAUUUUAAUCCAGGUGAGCAGUUGUAACCAGAGCCAAUUGUAUAUGUCAAUUUAGGAUUUACUGACACUGGGAUGUACUUAUCUAUAAACCAGAAUUCUUGGCUAUGAAGUGAUUUGGGGAGCCCCAUUGCCCCCCCCCCCAAAAAUCCAUUACCUUGUAUUUUUAUAAAUGCUAAGAAGGACAUGCCUACCAGGAAGACAGACUGGACUAAAGAUCAUUGGCUCCAUCUACCUAUCCACUUUCAUCAAAUGAUGUUCCCUGAAUGGAUUUUAUGGACUUUAUCUAGCCACCAGGGUCUCAGUGGUUGUUGCAAGCAAUGUCCUUAUACCACCACCUUACAUAUCUGAUUUCAAAGAGUGUCAGCUGACAAAGACCAAAAAGAGUAGAAAGAGGCUUAACUCUUAGAUUUAUGAGGCUGGCUUAGAUGUCUGUGAGUUUCAUUCAAAAAAGCCAUGAAAUAAUUUCUGAGGCAAGGAACCAAGAAGUCUGAGUCAUUCUCAUCUUGCCUGGAAAAGAAGUCUGCAUGGUCCUGCAUUUCAUUGAAGAACCAGGAGUUGGACAACAGGAAUAAUAUAUACAACAAAGACUAAGUCAGUUAGGGGAACAGUUAUGGGCCGAGUUCAUACUUCAUCCAAGAGUUCACUUUGUUCACGAAAAGUAGUGAUUAAGUCUUCCUUUGACUUUUUCCAUUCUGUUAGUGAGUAGAUUGCUGGUUGCCAAGUCUAGAAAAGUUAUCUUCUUCACUUCCUGCCCAUAUUAUUAUGACAACCUCUUAAUUGGUCUUCCUGUCUUAAAACUUUCCCCAUCCCAGUCCAUAUUAUGCAUUGCUGCCAAAAUAAUUUUCCUAAAGGGCAAAGCUAGCCAUAUAACUCUCCUACAUUAUCAAUUCCUUUGGCUUCCUAUUGUGUCUAACAUAAAAAAUAAACCCUUCUGUUUAGCUAGUAAAGCCCUUCAUGCCCUGUACUCAACCUGUAUUUCCAACCUUACUGAAUAUUCCUUUCCCUCUGUACUGUGUGCUCUAGCCAAUCUGAUCUUCUCUUGCUUGCUCACAGCCUUGCAUCACCAUUCUCCAUACCUUUUGCACCUGUCAUUCCCCAUACAUGGAAUUCACUUUCUCCUUAGCUUUGUCUGCCCCAAAGUACCUGUCUAACUAUAAAGUUCAACUCAAGUAACAUAUGGUCCCCAAAACCUUUCCUGAAUCCUCCAAUUGCAGUCUCCCCCCAUCAAACUAAUUGUAUUUAACCACUUUGCAUGUGUAUAUCAUUUCUUAACUUUAUCCUGUAUAUGUAUUUUUUGUUUGUUGUCUAUUCUAUUAUAAUAUAAAUUCACUAGGAAUAAGGAUUGUUUUAUUCCUUGUGCUUGUAUUCCUAGGAUCUAGCACAGUGCUUGUUACAUAGCAGUUUAAUAAAUGGUUAUUGAUCAAUGGA